GUAUAUUCCUGUGUUCAAUAAGUCCCGAUGCGUGGCAGUAAUAUUUAAAGAUAAGUUGUUAUGACUUUUCUUUUAAAAUAAGACAUUUAAUCAUGUUCGAGGCCAAUACUGACAACUGACGAUGUUUAAACGAUUAAUUCGUUGUCAUGUGAAAUCAUCUCGUACACCACCCAGUAAAGAUGGUACAAAUAAUAAUAAAAUUCACUUACCAACCAAAUGUACUGCGUGGUUAUUUUCAACCAUCUCUUCUUCAUCUAAGAUCUCAACUACCAGUGAUGUUGAAGCAAGUAAAAGUACAGAAACUUGUUUAGUAGAUAAUCCUUUUAAAACAAACAAUUGUAAUGAAACAUGCAAUUUAAUUAAUACUCAACAUCCUAAUGAUAGUCAAAGAAUCUCUUGCAAUCCUUACUGCCCUGACCCAGAAAUUAUAAAACUACCUUUUGUACAUUUUACUAAAGUUAGAAAUCAAUUUCUGGCUAUUCGAUCUCAAUCAAUAUCUUCAUCUAUAAAAGAACAGUUAAAAUCUCAUUCAUUUAACAAUUGGUUAUAUUCAGACGCUGAAUUAAUUAAUUUUGUUAAAUUUAUGUUUGUGGAUUUAAAUCUACCGGAAUUAUGUCAUUUCUCUACUGAUACACUUGAAAAUUGGUUGUUUUCAACUUAUUCACGAUAUAACAAUGUACCAUUUCAUAAUUUUAAACAUGCAUUUAUGGUAACUCAAAUGAUGUAUUGUAUCAUUAAAAUGGUAAAUUUACCAUUGUAUUUAUCCUCAGUGGAUUUACUGAUUCUAUUGUUCUCCGCUUUGUCACAUGAUCUUGAUCAUCCGGGUUUUACAAACUCUUACCAGAUUAAUGCUGGCACUUGGCUUGCUCUACGUUACAAUGAUAUAUCACCAUUGGAGAAUCAUCAUUGUAUGACAGCAUUCGAUCUUAUCAACAACAAUCCUACGGCAAAUAUUAUCAGUGGAUUAACACCAAAUGAAUCACGUCAUUUUCGUAGAUCUGUGAUAAGAUGUAUUUUAAGCACAGAUAUGGCCAUCCAUUCAGAAUGUCUGUCACAAUUUCAAGUUUUACGAAAACAGGUCUAUUUGAAUUGCCAGUCAUUAUCUAUGGAUAUGAGUAGUAGUAGUAUUAGUAGUAUAAAACAUAAUCACCAAAAUAUUGAUCAUUCUUGUUGUGAUAAUAGUCAACAUGGGGAGUUGAAAAAUCCUGAUUCAAUAUUUCCUUCUCUUCAAUUAUUAUCAUCAUAUAUUGAUCCUUCAUCACCGUCGCCUACACAACAACAGCCUACACUAACAACUUCCCAUGAUCAUUAUCAUCAGCAUCAUCGUCAUCAACCUAACCAUAAUGACAAUGAUGAAACAGGGGUGGACAGACAAAAUCGAACAGAAGAAUAUGACCAAUAUAAUUCAUGUAUCAAUCAGCAUGUUGAUAAUAAUAAUAAUAAUAAUAAUAAUAAUAACGUUGUUAAUUUUGGUGGUGAUAAUGACAGUGAUCACAAUAAUGGCGAUUAUAUUAAUAAUAAUGAUUAUGGUCAUAUUAAUGCAUCACUAAUCCAGUCUUCAUUAAUUUCAUUAAUUAAUCAACAACCAGAAUAUUUAUUAAGACUUUUAAUGAUACUGUUGAAAGUAUGCGAUAUAUCAAAUGAGAUUCGUUCACCAUUAGUUGCUGAUGUCUGGGUGGAUUGUUUAUUCAAAGAAUUUUUUCUACAGGCUGCAGCAGAAAAACAAGCUGGUCUUCCUGUUGCCCCUUAUAUGGAUCCAGAUCUUGUAGUGAAAUCCAGUAGUCAGUUGAACUUUUUACAUAGUAUUCUAAUACCAUUAGUAAAGGAACUGACCUAUAUCUUUCGUGAAUUACACGUACUUUUGGAAUCUGCGCAUAGACGAUCAGAGCAUUUCUCUAAGAUUAGACAAUAUGAAUUAGCUCAACAAGAGAUGGAUAGUAACUGUUGUUCAACAUCAGUAACCACAACAUCAUCGUCAACAGUACCAAUAACAACAAUUACUAGUACUUCUGUAUGUCAUGUCAUGAAGUCUAAUGUACGGACUACUGGAGAAAAUAUUAAUUGUGUUCAAUCAGCACUUUGUUCCGAUGGAAUAACUUUGGAUUCAAAUGAAAACUUAAGACAAAAGCAACAUCAACCACAUAGUCGACAUGAAUCUCCAACUAUACAAACACAUACUGGCUAUUUAUCUUCUUCAAUAUCACCAUCAUCAUCAUCUACCUUGUGUUGUAAAUCAUCUCCUAUCAAAGUCCAACAAUCUCAAGUACCACUUUGUGUAACUGUUCAAUCUCCUUAUCGUAAAAAACAAGAAUAUUCUUCAUUUACGUAUGAUGUAUACAAUGACACAACACACUGAAAUAAAAGUGGUGAAACAAAAAAAAAGAAAGCUAUUCUUCACUAAUAUUUCUUUUCACUCUGGUCACUCAUACUAUCACUACCGUCCUUUUCCCCGUUCUCAUCCAUCCUCCUUUAGUAUGUAGUGGUACCCUAUAUGAUUUUUGAAUUUUUAAUGUACAGUGAAAGCAUUUCUGAUUGAGUUUCUAUUUCUUCGUUUAUUGUUUUAAUUCUGUGUUUUUAAACUAUCCGUUGUUUUCUUUCUCUGGUUAUUUGAGUGUGUAUAGGUGUUCUGGAUUCAUUCGUCUUAACAAUUUUACCUCAUUAUUUAAUGGAACAUUUUAUAGCAUUAUUUGUACAAGCUACGUUUAAUCUGAUAACAUAAUGGUAAGGAAGAAAACAAGGCAGGAGCGAACGAGUGAAACCUUGUUAGCAACUUGGUUUAUUUAUCUGUUUUCAUCAUUCCUGUCAGUUUAUUUAUAUAGAUUAUUGAAACAGUUAUCAUCAUAUGAUAUUAUACACAACACAGAGAAAUUUCGUCGAUCUGUUUGAUAAACAAUCCUCUCAGUUUUUGCCGUAACUGUGUAUGCUUUAACUCUUUCUAUCCUGCCUAUUUCAAUAAUAUGAUACUCGUCUAUGUUGAUGUCAUCUUCAUAGAACUGGUUUUAUCAUGGGAUGCAUAUUUUUUUUUAUCAGAUUGAAAUAAAAGUGAAACAAUGAGAGAACAGACCUAUCUAUUAUUUACUGUACAUUUGUUUAUUUAACAGCUUGAGUAAUCCAUUUACAGGUUGUACAUUUGUUCUUUGUGUUGUAUACCUUCACAUAAUUUCAAACUUUGUUUUAUAUGUACUCAAAAUUAACCGGCAUGUACUACUAAAUACAGAUGUAUAUGCAUAUAUGUAAUUUUAAACAACCAAUGGGCUUUCAGAUUUUUCUCAACACAAUACACCUGGUAUAAAACAAAUGUGAUUGGUCGAAAGCUAGUAAUUCUGUUAAUUUGUGAUCAGUUAUAUAUAAUAUUUGUUAUUUUGUAUUGGUUAUUUAUUCUUCUCUAAUGUGCAUUCCAGUAUAGUUUGGGUAUUGCACUCAUUCUCUUUAUCUAUCCAUCUAUUGC
Messenger RNA from Schistosoma bovis, 3448 nucleotides. NCBI's taxonomy places the organism in Eukaryota, Metazoa, Platyhelminthes, Trematoda, Strigeidida, Schistosomatidae. The record is from the annotation of a GenBank genome assembly.